Molecule: messenger RNA, 2462 nt
Organism: Laccaria bicolor S238N-H82
Lineage: Eukaryota; Fungi; Basidiomycota; Agaricomycetes; Agaricales; Hydnangiaceae
Product: aconitate hydratase 2
Exons: 10
Coding region: 1-2295 (764 amino acids)
Biological process (GO): tricarboxylic acid cycle
Cellular component (GO): mitochondrion; cytosol
Molecular function (GO): aconitate hydratase activity; 4 iron, 4 sulfur cluster binding
Source: RefSeq, a predicted model, not a curated record
AUGGCCACCGCUGCUCCACGCAUUGGAGACACCAAAGUCCCCAUGUCGCUAUUUGAAAAAGGCGCGUUCAUCAACUACCAGCGUAUUGAGGAUAACCUGGCCGUCAUCCGCAAGAGGCUCGACCGUCCUCUGACACUGUCUGAGAAGAUUGUGUACGGUCAUCUUGAUGACCCUCAUGGGCAGGACAUUGAACGGGGGGUGAGCUACCUGAAGCUUAGACCAGACCGAGUUGCUUGCCAGGAUGCGACCGCGCAGAUGGCCCUUCUCCAAUUUAUGUCAGCGGGUAUGGAUACCGCUGCUGUUCCGACCACCGUCCACUGCGACCACUUGAUCCAAGCCCAAGUUGGCGGGGAAAAGGAUCUAGCUCGCGCAAUCUCAAUUAACAAGGAGGUUUACGACUUUUUGGCGACUGCUACUGCUAAAUACGGUCUUGGUUUCUGGAAACCGGGCUCUGGCAUCAUCCAUCAAAUUAUCCUCGAAAACUACGCGUUCCCUGGUGGUCUUAUGAUCGGCACUGACUCGCACACUCCCAACGCUGGAGGUCUGGGGAUGGUUGCUUGUGGUGUUGGUGGUGCGGACGCUGUUGACGUCAUGGCCGACCUUCCUUGGGAACUCAAAUGCCCAAAAGUAAUCGGAGUCAACUUGACCGGCAAAAUCAGCGGAUGGACAACCCCAAAAGACGUUAUUCUCAAGGUCGCAGGCAUUCUCACUGUCAAGGGCGGAACUGGCGCUAUCGUGGAAUAUAAAGGCUCUGGUAUUGAGUCUCUCUCUUGCACGGGUAUGGCUACAAUCUGCAACAUGGGCGCUGAAAUUGGUGCAACUACCUCCGUGUUCCCAUUCAAUCAUCGCAUGGUCGACUAUCUUAAGGCUACCAAGCGCGAGGACAUUGCCAAAUAUGCUAAACGGUUUGCUCACAAUUUGAAGGCUGACGAGGGUGCGGAAUACGACCAAAUUGUCAAUAUCAACCUUUCAGAACUUGAGCCCCAUAUUAACGGACCCUUCACCCCGGAUCUCGCCACUCCCAUCUCCAAAUUCGCGGAAGUGGCCAAGAAAAACAACUGGCCAGAAGAGAUCAGGGUUGGGCUCAUUGGUUCCUGCACCAACUCGUCGUAUGAGGAUAUGUCUCGCUCUGCGUCCAUCGUCAAACAGGCUGCUGAGCACGGUAUCGAUCUCAAGAGCAAAUUCACAAUUACCCCUGGCUCGGAGCAGGUGCGCGCUACUAUUGCACGAGAUGGUCAAAUCGAAGCUUUCGAGAGUGUCGGUGGAGUUGUCCUCGCUAACGCUUGCGGCCCUUGCAUUGGUCAAUGGGAUAGGAAAGACGUCAAGAUGGGCGAACCUAACACCAUCAUUACUUCUUAUAACCGUAACUUCACUGGACGUAACGACGCUAACCCAGCCACCCACGCCUUCGUCACAUCUCCCGAUAUCGUGACUGCUAUGUCCUUUGCCGGUCGGCUCUCCUUCAACCCGCUCACUGACUCCCUCGUUGGCUCUGACGGCAAACCCUUCCGAUUCUCUGACCCUACCGGCAAUGAGCUGCCUCCCCGUGGCUACGAUCCUGGAGAAGAGACUUUCCAGCCUCCCCCUGGAGACCGCGCUGCUGUCAACGUCGCUGUUGAUCCCAAGAGCGACCGUCUCCAACUGCUCCAGCCUUUCGAGGCUUGGGAUGGAAAGACGCCUACUGAUCUUCCUAUCCUGAUUAAGGUCAAGGGCAAGUGCACAACUGAUCACAUUAGUGCUGGUGGACCCUGGUUGAAGUACCGUGGUCAUCUCCAGAACAUCUCACAAAACUGCCUCAUUGGCGCUAUCAACGCCGAGAACAACGAGGCUAACAAGGUCAAAAACCAAAUCACAGGCGAAUACGAAGGCGUCCCCCAAACAGCCGCAUACUACCGCGACAAAGGCAUAAAAUGGGUCGUCAUCGGCGACUCCAACUACGGCGAAGGCUCGUCCCGCGAACACGCUGCCCUCGAACCGCGCUACCUCGGUGGCCUCGCCAUCAUCGUCUGCUCGUUUGCGCGUAUUCAUGAGACGAACUUGAAGAAGCAGGGUAUGCUUGCGCUUACGUUCGCAGACCCCGCGGACUAUGAUAAGAUCCGACCUUCGGAUAGGGUGGAUAUCCUGGGGUUGGAGAGCUUUGCGCCGGGCAAGAAUUUGACGCUUGUUGCUAAGCAUGAGGAUGGGACCAAGGAGGAAUUUUCUUUGGCCCAUUCGUUCAAUGAGGGCCAGAUUGAAUGGUUCAAGGCUGGGUCUGCGCUCAACUUGAUGGCUGCGAAGUCCAAGGAAAGACUAUGAAGGAACUCUGUCCCUUACAUAAAGAAGUGAUCAAGCUUGAACGUUUAUUAAAGGCGUUGCUUGACCACAAGCCCUCACGGGAUCAAUUCUCGAAGUAUUCAUUGCCCUCUUUGGCAUUUGAUCUUGAGGCCUCUAUUUUUUUUCAUGCUCUGUAAUGUGUAUUUCUA